This is a messenger RNA of Solea solea (common sole), 1881 nucleotides long. RefSeq names its product CDC28 protein kinase regulatory subunit 1B (gene cks1b). The transcript has 4 exons. Gene Ontology annotation, biological process: regulation of mitotic cell cycle. The record is from RefSeq and is a predicted model, not a curated record. Gene Ontology annotation, molecular function: protein kinase binding; histone binding; cyclin-dependent protein serine/threonine kinase activator activity. Gene Ontology annotation, cellular component: cyclin-dependent protein kinase holoenzyme complex; SCF ubiquitin ligase complex. Bases 151 to 387 code for a protein of 78 amino acids. NCBI's taxonomy places the organism in Eukaryota, Metazoa, Chordata, Actinopteri, Pleuronectiformes, Soleidae.
UGUAUUUGAACAUUGUAAAGCGGGCUCGCCUCGCCGACAUUCGAGAGGGAAACAAAGAAGGCGACAGCAUCUCGUUGCUGUUGUACUAAAAGCUGGACUAGUUCACCUUUUCACCCCCAGGCAACGUUGUCAGUUAAUCAGAUUUUCACCAUGUCUAACAAACAUAUCUACUACUCUGACAAAUACGACGAUGAAAAAUACGAGUACAGGCAUGUGGUGCUGCCCAAAGACAUUGCAAAACGUGUCCCCAAGACCCAUUUGAUGUCAGAGACUGAGUGGAGGAACCUGGGUGUCCAACAGAGUCAAGGAUGGGUGCAUUACAUGAUUCACCAGCCAGAGCCACACAUCUUGCUGUUCCGGCGCCCCCUGCCCAACCAAAAGAUUUAGGUGAGCGAUACUCUGGGUCCUUGGAAGAUCAGUCUCACUCAUGUGCCACAGAUCAACACAUCAUAGGGAUCAUGCCCUCACAUUACUAAACUCUGUGUGGUCGGGGACUUGUAAUUUGGGCUGAUCAUGUUGGACCUGGAGAAGGACUAUCUCACUUAGGAACAGUGGUUGUGGAAUGGAGGAUGUGUUUGAAGAAACAAAAUCGUCACCAUUCUCUUGGGGGAAAAAAAAGACUUGUGCACCUGUUAAACAGCAACUCACAGUUCACAUCAGUUAUCAAUAUCUCUCUCUUCCUUUUUUUUUUGACUGAAUCUGUCCUUCUAAGUUGCUGAACCUGCUUGGAUAUUCCAGCUUUUUAGAACAACUGCUAUAAAAAUGUGUGGAAUAAAACUUUGGUGUCACAACAUCCUGGGUCAAGGUCGGUUUGCGACACAAGCAGAAAGAAAGUUGGACCUUGAACUUAAUAUAACUCCAACGUAAUCUCAAACUGCGGUUUUAAGUAAUGUGUUGCUGCUCCGUUUAAAAUGACACUGUAAUUUGGCAUUUGCAAUACAUCAUGUACAUGAAAAGCUGUGUCCCUAGUGGUCGCAUAAAUACUACUUAGGGUUAUUCUAUGAGUUUGGGGCCUUCUCUGAAACAAAUCAUUUCAAUUGAUUCGUACCAGUGAGUCGCUCAGUAUUUAUAAAUGUCUUGACAUCUCUGAAAUAAAUAUAAACUUUUUUUAAAUUGUAUUAGUGCAUAUUUGUUGUUUGACAAUAUUUGGGCUUUACAACUGCUGUGUGAAUACACUUGGCCUCCAAAAGAUUAAUGUUAAGUAAGCAAAUGCUUUAACAGCAAGCACUAGCCUUUAAAAAUGCUCUUUUGGGAUACAUGGAGAACAGUGACUCAGAUGUAAAGCCAGCUGCAUGUAUUUGGUAUUGUAUAUUUGCACUUCUCUCCUGAAGCCUUCCAAAUAUUUCCACCUAGCAGUCACGUGUUGAUGUUCUCGCCCACCGUACAAUCACUUUCUCAGCCGCUGCUGUCAGUCAAGGCCUCAAAUGACCAUUGUGCUUUAGUUCUGACUGAACUGGUUUCAAACUCAGAAUUAUUAAACCCAUAUGAAGACAGUCAUGCUGAAUUUUAUCUUUGAAUCUAAUGAAGUCAUGUUUGACGUCGUCUGAACACCUCAGAUAUAUUAUUGGUGCAUUGUAGAGUUGAUUCUGCUCCGUUUUGCAUUGUAUGUUGCAGCUGCUUUAAAUGGGAAGAGAGGGGGAAAAAAAGUACUUGCAUGUAUUUGCAACUUAUUUGAAUGUUUAGAAGUGGAACAUUUACAGAAGUUGAACUGGUUGUUUUCAUCCCAUCAUGUAGUGGUUGAUCUAAACCAAAUCGGACUAGACGGCAGCAUGAAAUUCUUUUAGAUAUGCCUCUCUUUGCAGUUUCCUGUCUCUGUCAAUUGUAAAAUAAACUGAACGUACACUUGAUUCACUGUCGCAGUCUGUUUCAAAAGCGGGGGGG